Messenger RNA from Striga asiatica, 393 nucleotides. NCBI's taxonomy places the organism in Eukaryota, Viridiplantae, Streptophyta, Magnoliopsida, Lamiales, Orobanchaceae. The record is from the annotation of a GenBank genome assembly.
AUGGCCAUGCAAAUCGAGAUGGCAACCACUAAGGCCACGGUUUUGCCCGACUUUAACAUGUGUUUUCUAGGUAGUUCGGACGAGCAAGUUAAGCCAUCAACAGACUCGCAAAGGGUUUUGAAGAAUGGGGUCACGGGUUUCGGACCUGAAAAGUUAUUACAGGAAAUGUUAAGAUACGUGAGGCUCGUAAGAGAACUCAAAACCACGAUCUUCCCAUCGAGCAUAUUGCUCGAGAGGUCAAGCGAUUGCAACUGUGUCAGACCAGACAUGGUCUCGGGUAUUUCACCAGUGAAUCUAUUGGAGCUCAAAUCUAAACUAAUCGUUAAACUAGUCAAGUACCCAAUUUCGGGCGGGAUUGGACCGGAAAGACGAUUGAAGCUCAAAUCAAGAAGA